Condylura cristata (star-nosed mole) is the source of this 4336-nucleotide messenger RNA. It is a transcript of the gene ACIN1, whose product is annotated as apoptotic chromatin condensation inducer 1. Gene Ontology annotation, molecular function: nucleic acid binding. The record is from RefSeq and is a predicted model, not a curated record. NCBI's taxonomy places the organism in Eukaryota, Metazoa, Chordata, Mammalia, Eulipotyphla, Talpidae.
AUGUGUAGACGGAAAUACCCGAGCAGUUCCGUAGGAACCCGGGGAGUUUUAAGUGGUAAUCGAGCUGACUACGGCAGUGGGCGGGGUCAAUUCGGUACGUUCGAAGGGCGUUGGCGGAAAUUACCGAAGAUGCCCGAAGCCGUCGGGACGGACCCGAGUACCUCACGCAAGAUGGCGGAGCUGGAGGAGGUGACUCUGGACGGGAAGCCUCUUCAGGCGCUCCGGGUGACCGACCUGAAGGCCGCAUUGGAGCAGCGAGGCCUAGCCAAGAGCGGGCAGAAGAGUGCCCUGGUCAAGCGGCUCAAAGGGGCUCUAAUGCUAGAAAAUUUACAGAAACACUCAACACCCCAUGCUGCAUUCCAGCCAAAUUCCCAGAUUGGCGAGGAAAUGAGCCAGAAUAGUUUCAUAAAGCAGUAUCUGGAAAAGCAGCAGGAACUACUUAGGCAGCGUCUGGAACGUGAAGCUCGAGAAGCUGCAGAACUUGAAGAAGCUUCAGCUGAGUCGGAGGACGAGAUGAUCCAUCCUGAGGGAGUGGCUUCCCUGCUGCCUCCUGACUUUCAGAGCAGCCUGGAGAGAGCAGAGCUGGAGCUCAGCAGACAAUCGCCCAGAAAAAGUUCCUCUAUUUCUGAAGAGAAGGGUGAAUCUGACGAGGAAAAGCCAAGGAAAGGAGAACGACGAUCAUCUAGGGUUAGACAGGCAAGAGCAGCUAAACUUUCUGAGUGUAGCCAGGCUGCUGAGGAGGAGGAAGAUCAAGAAACACCUUCCAGAAAUCUGCGGGUCAGAGCAGAUCGAAAUGUGAAAACAGAGGAGGAGGAAGAAGAGGAGGAAGAGGAAGAUGAGGAAGAUGAGGAGGUAGAAGAUGAGGGACAAAAAUCUAAAGAUUCAUCAGUCCUGAAACAGUUUAAGGAAGAAGAGGGGGAAGAGCUUCCCAUAGCAAAACCAGAGGAAGUGAUGGAUGAGAAACCCAAAACCAUACGACCCCAGGAACAGGAGGGGUUAGAGAGAGGGGGGAGAGUUACACGGUCCCAAGAAGAAGCAAGAAGAAGUUACCUGGCUAGACAUCAGCAGGAGAAAGAGAUAAAAACAGUUUCUCCCUUUGAGGAAGAAGAAAGAGAAAUAAAAUCUUCAAAAGGCUUGGAGGAAAAAUCGAAGUCCCCUUCCCCUCCUAGAUUAACUGAAGAUCUAGAGAAGGCCCCUCUUGUGCUACAACCAGGGCAGACUGCCAGUGAGGAGGAGACUCUUCCGCCUUUACUUACCAAGGAGGCAUCUUCUCCACCACGUAAUACACAACUCCAGAGUGAAGAAGAAAUAGAACCCAUGGAAGGCCCAGCCCCCCCCGUCCUCAUUCAGUUAUCUCCUCCUAAUACAGAUGCUGAGACCAAGGAGCUAGUAAUACCUCAGCAUACUGUCCAUUUGGUGGGAGACCUGUCUCCUUUGUCAACUCCUGCAGACGCCAAAGCAGAAUCUCCAGCAGAGAAAGUGCCAGAGGAGAGUCCCCUGCCACUAAUUCAGAAGAGCACACUAGCUGAAUCAACCCAGAAGGGUCUUGAAACUGAAUCAGAAAAAUCUGCUCAACCACUCCCUCUAAAAAUUGAGGAAUUAGCACCGGCCAAAGGGAUCAGUGAGGAAUCUCUGAAACUGCCAUCUUUGGAACAGAAGGAAGGCAGAGGGGUUUCUCAUACUCAUCUCGCAAGCCACCAGUUGAAACAGUUGGCCGACUCAUCCUCUAGCCGGUCCUCGUCAUCUUCCUCCUCCAGUUCUAGAUCAAGAUCUCGCUCUCCUGACAGCUCAGGCUCUCAGUCUCACUCACCUCCAAGAUCCAAGCAGAGAGAUGUAUCCCAGCCACACACUCACACCAACCCCCGCAGUAGAUCCAAGAUGGGCUCCAGAUCAACAUCGGAGUCCAGGUCACGUUCUCGUUCUCGUUCUCGUUCAGCAUCAAGCAACAGCAGAAAAUCUCUGAGCCCUGGAGUCUCCAGGGACAGCAGCACCAGCUACACUGAAACCAAAGAUCCCUCUUCUGGUCAGGAGGUUACAGCUCCACCAGUGCCACAUCUGCAGGUCCUUGAGCCAAAGGAGAGGACUUCCAUGGCCUCCUCUGUCCGAGUGAGACGUAUGAGCCAGCCUGAGCCAACCGAAAAGCAUGUGACCCAGAGGUUACAACCUGAGCGGGAGAGUCCAAAGAAGUGUGAAGCUGAAGAGGCAGAACCACCAGCUGCCACACAGCCCCAAACCUCAGAGACUCAGACCUCUCACCUACCAGAAUCAGAAAGGACUCUUCACACUGUUGAGGAGAAGGAGGAAGUGACCAUGGACACAAGUGAAAACAGACCUGAAAAUGAGGUUCCAGAGCCCCCCAUGCCUAUUACAGACCAAGUCAGCAAUGAUGACCGCCCAGAAGGCAGUGCUGAAGAUGAGGAGAAGAAAGAGAGCUCGAUGCCCAAAUCAUUCAAGAGGAAGAUCUCCGUUGUCUCAGCUUCCAAGGGGGUGCCAGCUGGAAACAGUGACACCGAGGGCGGCCAACCUGGUCGGAAACGGCGUUGGGGAGCCAGCACAGCCACCACGCAGAAGAAACCUUCCAUCAGUAUCACCACUGAAUCACUCAAGAGCCUCAUCCCCGACAUCAAACCCCUGGCGGGGCAGGAGGCCGUUGUGGAUCUUCAUGCUGAUGACUCCCGAAUCUCUGAGGAUGAGACAGAGCGUAAUGGUGACGAUGGGACCCAUGACAAAGGGCUGAAAAUAUGCCGGACUGUCACUCAGGUAGUACCUGCAGAGGGCCAGGAGAACGGGCAAAGGGAAGAAGAAGAGGAGGAGAAGGAGCCUGAAGUAGAACCCCCAGUACCGCCCCAGGUUUCAGUAGAGGUGGCCUUGCCCCCUCCUGUGGAGCAUGAAAUAAAGAAAGUGACUUUAGGAGAUACCUUAACCAGACGAUCCAUUAGCCAGCAGAAGUCUGGAGUUUCCAUCACAAUUGAUGACCCAGUCCGAACUGCUCAGGUGCCCUCCCCACCCCGGGGCAAGAUCAGUAACAUCGUCCACAUCUCCAAUUUGGUUCGUCCCUUCACUUUAGGCCAACUGAAGGAGUUGUUGGGACGUACAGGAACUUUGGUGGAAGAAGCCUUCUGGAUUGACAAGAUCAAAUCUCAUUGCUUUGUAACGUACUCAACAGUAGAGGAAGCUGUUGCCACCCGCACAGCUCUACAUGGGGUCAAAUGGCCCCAGUCCAAUCCCAAAUUCCUUUGUGCUGAUUAUGCUGAGCAAGAUGAGCUGGAUUAUCACCGGGGCCUCUUGGUGGACCGUCCCUCUGAAACUAAGACAGAGGAGCAGGGGGUACCACGGCCCUUGCACCCACCACCCCCACCCCCAGCCCAGCCACCACAGCACCCCCGGGCAGAACAGCGGGAACAGGAGCGGGCGGUGCGGGAACAGUGGGCAGAGCGGGAACGGGAAAUGGAACGGCGGGAGCGAACUCGAUCAGAGCGUGAAUGGGAUCGGGACAAAGUUCGAGAAGGGCCCCGCUCCCGAUCACGGUCCCGUGACCGCCGCCGCAAGGAACGUGCGAAGUCUAAAGAAAAGAAGAGUGAAAAGAAAGAAAAAGCUCAGGAGGAACCACCUGCCAAGCUGCUGGAUGACCUUUUCCGUAAAACCAAGGCAGCUCCCUGCAUCUACUGGCUUCCCCUGACUGACAGCCAGAUUGUUCAGAAGGAGGCAGAACGGGCUGAGCGGGCCAAGGAGCGAGAGAAGCGACGAAAGGAACAAGAAGAGGAGGAGCAGAAGGAGCGGGAGAAGGAAGCAGAGCGGGAACGAAACCGACAGCUGGAGCGGGAGAAGCGGAGAGAGCACAGCCGAGAGAGGGACAGGGAGCGAGAGAGGGACAGGGAGCGUGACAGGGGGGAUCGAGAUCGGGAGAGGGAAAGGGACCGGGAACGUGGCCGUGAGAGGGACCGUAGAGAUACCAAGCGCCACAGCAGGAGCCGGAGUCGCAGCACACCUGUCCGGGACCGGGGUGGGCGCCGCUAGCUGGGAAACACUAGGGAGAGCUGCAGGCAUCAGCCACCCUGCCCCAGGGGUUCACAGCCACAGAGGGAUAGGUACAAUCCACCGCCCUGAAACCAAGGGUCUUUCACACCAUUUGCCCAGUGCUGAAGUAUGGCUGCCACCUGUCCCCACAUACCAAAUGCAGCAGUGGCCAUCUUUCCCCCAACCCUCGUAACCUAUCUCUUGGGACUUGGCCCUCUCCUGUGUCUCAUUUCCCAUUGCUAAGUCUGAGAGGGAAGAGCUAGGUUAGGGAGGUAAGGUGGUUGGCCCAGAGGUGUGGAACAGCCUAGGAGUUCUUGCA